AUGGCCAUCGUUACAUUCCUCCUCUCGCCAUGGGCGCCAGCCGCCCUCCUGGUCGCUGCUGUGGCCUACUACGCAUACCCAUAUCUCGUGACCUACCGACACUUGCGAUGGAUCCCGGGGCCGUUCCCUGCCCAAUUCACAAACUGGUGGCUUUUGCUGGUGUGUCGCCGAGGCAAUCGAUACGAGACCGUCGACAAGCUGCACAAGAAUCUGGGUCCCGUUGUGCGCAUCCAACCCAACCAUGUAAGCCUCUGCGAUGACGAGGCCAUUCAGGUUGUCUAUGGCCAUGGCAAUGGAUUCCUAAAAGCGGACUUCUAUGAUGCUUUCGUCAGCAUCCAAAGAGGCUUGUUCAACACAAGAGAUCGCGCCGAGCACUCACGCAAGCGCAAGAUUGUUUCGCACACCUUUUCUGUCAAGUCGGUUGCCCAGUUCGAGCCCUACAUCCAUAGCAAUCUCGAGCUCUUCGUCCGGCAGCUGGACAGUUUGAUUUCGCGCUCCAACAACCCCGAUGGCGCUGCCUAUGUCGACUGCCUGAACUGGUUCAACUACCUCGCCUUCGAUGUCAUCGGUGACCUCGCUUUCGGUGCGCCGUUUGGCAUGCUCUCAUCCGGCGCCGACAUGGCCGAGGUUCGCUCUUCUCCUGACAGCCCGCCCAUCUACGCCCCAGCGAUCGAGAUUCUCAACCGUCGCGGUGAAGUGUCCGCCACCCUGGGCAUCCUCCCUCAGCUCAAGCCCUACGCCAAGUACUUCCCGGACCCCUUCUUUAGCAAGGGCCUGCAAGCAGUUGAGAACCUCGCGGGCAUCGCCAUCGCGCGCGUCAAGGCCCGCCUGGAGAACCCGCCUCCGGCCCAGCGCAAGGACCUCCUUCAACGGCUGAUUGAAGGCCGCGACGAGAAGGGCGAGCCCCUUGGCCGGCAGGAGCUCACGGCCGAGGCGCUGACGCAGCUCAUCGCCGGCAGCGACACAACCUCCAACUCGUCGUGCGCCCUCCUCUUCCACGCUGUGCGCACCCCGGGCGUGAUCCAAAAGCUCCAGACAGAGCUCGACGCCGCCAUCCCCGCCGAUUUGGACGUGCCAACCUUCGACAUGGUCCGCGACCUGCCGUACCUCUCGGCCGUCGUUAACGAGACGCUCCGCUUCCACUCCACCUCGGGCAUCGGCCUGCCUAGACAGGUGCCCCCUGACAGCAAGGGGCUGCACUAUAAGGGCCAUUACUUCCCGCCCGGCACCGUUCUCAGCGUGCCGACGUACUCGAUCCAUCACUCCAAGGAGAUCUGGGGCCCGGAUGCGGAUGUGUUUCGGCCUGAGCGGUGGGAGAGCUUGACGCCGAGGCAGAAGAACGCGUUUAUCCCGUUUAGCUACGGGCCGAGGGCAUGUGUGGGGAGGAAUGUGGCGGAGAUGGAGAUGAAGUUGAUUGUGGCGACCUGGGCGAGGCGGUAUGAAGUGGUUUUGAGGCAGAACCACAUGGAUACCAGGGAGGGCUUCUUGAGGAAGCCGUUGGGUUUGGAGAUUGGGCUAAGGAGGAGACACUGA
Molecule: messenger RNA, 1533 nt
Organism: Parathielavia appendiculata
Lineage: Eukaryota; Fungi; Ascomycota; Sordariomycetes; Sordariales; Chaetomiaceae
Product: cytochrome P450
Exons: 2
Coding region: 1-1533 (510 amino acids)
Molecular function (GO): heme binding; monooxygenase activity; oxidoreductase activity, acting on paired donors, with incorporation or reduction of molecular oxygen
Source: RefSeq, a predicted model, not a curated record